This is a messenger RNA of Monomorium pharaonis (pharaoh ant), 1439 nucleotides long. RefSeq lists its product as uncharacterized. NCBI's taxonomy places the organism in Eukaryota, Metazoa, Arthropoda, Insecta, Hymenoptera, Formicidae. Gene Ontology annotation, biological process: RNA catabolic process. The coding region runs from base 139 to 540 and encodes 133 amino acids. The transcript is spliced from 3 exons. Gene Ontology annotation, cellular component: ribonuclease H2 complex. The record is from RefSeq and is a predicted model, not a curated record.
UUUUCUCCUCUAUGAUGGCGCUAACUCACGAAAAUAUGGCGUGUUAUUUUGGUUAGUUGGUGCAUGUGAAGUAAAGGUUAGGUUUAUCAAAACUUUUCGGAAUUGCACGAAUAUUACUUUGAACCGUACUAAAUUAACAUGGUUAUACGAUUGCACGUUAACAAUGAAGAUCUAAUUGAUCGAGAUGAGUCUGAAUUACAUUUCAUGCCAUGCAAAAUUCACGGGGACGAAACCGCAAAUAUUUCCUCUUACUUCAAGCCUUACAUUCAUAGCACAGAAGAAGAAUACUACAAUAGUUCUUUCCGUGGAUAUUCACUUCAGGGGAAGAAGGUAACUAUACCUGCUGAAUACAGAGGUAUAAUACUUAUGGAGAAUAAAAAGAUCAAUACUGAAACUAAAGAGAGGAAUUUAUAUUGCACGGGAACCUUUUCGAAGUUUACAUAUUGGAAUUAUGAUAGAAUACCAUCCAAAAAUGACACUCUUGUGGCUGCUUUAGAUUGGGUUGACAUAGCUAAAGUGUUACAUUCACCAGAAAUGUAGGUGAUACCAGGAAACUAUUUUUACAGAAUAUACAAGGAAUAAAUAUAUGUUCUUGCCAAAUAUUAUAUUUUUAUACUUUGAUAGAGAAGAGAGACAAUAAAUAUGUGUUUUAUACAACAUAUUUAUUUUUACAGUAUUAUAAUUGGAUGAUUACACCAUAAAUACUUACAUAAUCUAUAAUAAUGAGCAUAAGAAUGUAUGAUUAAGUGUAAGAUGCAUAAACGGAGAGAAAGAGAGAGAGUGAGAGUGAGUGAGUUGUGUAGUGGUAUUAUUAUAGUCUAAUUAGUAGCAACAUUUAAAGAAAUGCACAGUUUCCUAUUUAGAUAUUUGUGGACUUCAUUGCGUAUUUCGUUUAAUACAAUAGUAACUAUAAAUAUGUUCUGCAGAUUCAUAAAUCCAUUUUACAUAGGAUUAUAUGUUUUAUAUGAUCUUAUAUUCAAUUUUAUAUGCAUUUUUAUAUAUGGUCAUUAGUUUACAUCUAUCAUAAUUUUAAGAAAGGAUGUCCGAGCAGCCAUACAUGCUAUCUUAAAAGUGGCCCUUAGACGCUCAAUAUUAUUGAACAAUAUUAAUGAUUGUCUAAGGACUUUAAUCAUACAAAUGUGAGAUUUACAAAAAAAUACAUUUUUUUUCAGUAUGUAGAGUAUGUGCAUUAAAUCAUUUAGGCCAAAGAAUCUGAUCGAUUUGCGAUAGUGUGUAUCGAGUGUGUACGAUGCUUUUACGGAAUUGACUUCUAAACAUGCAUUAAAAUGGAAACAUAUUCAUCUCCGUGUUGUAUAGAAUCAGUGAUGUAUGAAGAUGUGUGUAUAUCCUAAACAAAGGAUAGAAAAAUUCGUUUGCAAUAUCCCAUAUUAACGCUAUAUGUAAUAGAGUAAUAGACAAAUAAAAUAAAUUAUAUUGCA